Messenger RNA from Cyprinus carpio (common carp), 3383 nucleotides. RefSeq names its product major facilitator superfamily domain containing 8-like 2 (gene mfsd8l2). Gene Ontology annotation, molecular function: transmembrane transporter activity. The record is from RefSeq and is a predicted model, not a curated record. NCBI's taxonomy places the organism in Eukaryota, Metazoa, Chordata, Actinopteri, Cypriniformes, Cyprinidae. Gene Ontology annotation, biological process: transmembrane transport.
UUAUCAUGAAGUGUAACCCUAUGUAUGAAGAAAUAUUUAUCAUUGUCACUUAGUAAUUAGCUGUAUUUCUGUAAUAAAGAUCCAAAGAAGUGAAGAUACAGCUUUAAGGGAGUAGAAUUACAGUCCACUUCACCUGAACACGAUAAAUAAUGGAUACAAGCCCACAGGUAAUACUAGAUCUCUGGUGCUUGUUCUCUGUACAGACACUCCUGGAAGUGUCUGAACCCCGUUUAUCUUCAGUGCUGCAUCAGCGAGGAGGUAGAUUAUGCAGCAUUUAUCUUCAGCUCAUGAGGGGGACCUGACUGAUCAUAUUCAAGGAAAAGGGAUCCACUGAACAACGACAGCAUGUUUGCGUAAAAUCAUCAAAACCAAAUUUUCCCUAGUCUUUCCUAAACUCUCCGACACCACAUGCUUGAUACUUUUUCUUUUGCUGAAUAAUAAGUUUGCCAUGACCCACAAAAAAGAGGCAUAGCCUACAGUAAGAUGAGGUUACAUACCAGAGACAGUAAUGGAGAACAUCAACCUUCUCAUUACAAUAAUUGGACAAUGAGGAAGAGGAAUGAUCAAGUGCUGAGAAAAUAACCUACAGAAACACUGUGAUGGAUUACAGACAAAAAAGAAAGCUGUCUUUUCUUACUAUUGGAUUAAUAUUUCUUUUGAGUGGCGUGGAAUAUGCUGUCAUUCUGCCCACUAUAUGGAGAUAUCUGCAGUUAUUAGAGGCACCACCUUAUUUUCUUGGCUUGGGUCUAUCUGCGUUCAGCUUCAGUGGGCUGGUGUUUGGUCCAGUGUUUGGUCACUGGUCAGACAAGACUAGAGCUACAAAGACCAUCAUCCUCUUCUCCAAUGUGUUUGAAAUUGUGGGAAACUUCAUGUAUUUUAUGGGAUAUUCAAAAUGGCUUCUUCUGUCCAGCCGACUUGUUGCAGGUAUUGGAGCAGGAGCGGGUUCCUCGAUUUUUGGAUUCCUCACACGCACUACUCUCCCUGAUGAGCGAGCUGGAGUCUUUGCUGCUGUCAUGGCAUGUCGUCAGGCUGGACUUCUGAUCGGUCCUGCUUUCAAUAUCUUUCUAAGGUUGUGUGAUUUCAAACUGGGUCCAUUUGUUGUAAAUAAGUACACCUCACCUGGGCUUUUCAUGUGUGGGAUGUGGGUGCUUAUGCAGUUUGCAGUAAUGGUUCUGUACUGGGACAUCCCACCACUGGACUCCUUCCCUGAGCAGCACAUGCUCCUCAGAGAGGUCAGAGGUGAAGAAGAUGAGCCACUCAUGAGUCUAGAGGAUGAACACAUGGCUGCAGCAGAGGACUCGUAUGGCUCCUUCACUCCAGAACAGACAGAGACCCGGCUCUCAUCUGAACUCCCACCUUCUCCUCCAGAUUCCCCCUCUCUAGACACCUCUGAUCCCUUUGAAAACUUCAGCGCUAGUCAAGAGUUUCUGAGGGAGGAGGUGGUGGUUCUCCUCACUGCUCAGUUCAUCACUCUCUUCAAUCAGACAGCACUCGAGACCAUGGUGACCCCUCUGACGCAGAAGUACUUUGGCUUCGGUGAGCUGGGGAACAGUGUGAUGUACAGCCUGUGUGGGGUGGAGGUAAUUGCAGGUUUCUUCCUGGUGCGCUGGCUGAGCCGUGUGCUGGAGGACCGGGUGGUGCUGGCGGUGGGGCUGCUCAUCUGCAGCGGGGCUUGUGUCUGGUGCCUCAUCUUCCUGGCAAAUCCACAAGGUGGCUUUGCAUUCGAGUUGAUUGAGUUCAUCAUCGGAGUGUUUCUGCAGUUACUGGGACUUCCUUUCGUUGCCGUGUCUCAGGUGUCUCUCUUUUCUAAGGUUACAGCUGAGAAAACACAAGGCUUUAGUCAGGGUGUACGCCGUUCAGUCGGGGGUCUUGCCACUAUUCUCGGUCCCCUGUGGGCAGGGGGUCUAAUAGGAAAUCUAUAUGUGAUGCUGGGUAUGAUGAUGCUCCUACUGACCCUCAUCAUGAUCAUGAUGGUGUUGUCCUAUGAGAAGCUGGUGGAGCCGCCCAGGGUGGAGCAUGCAGAGGACUCAGAGAACGGAGGAUAGACGACACGCUUCACUACACAGGAUACAGCACAGAUCAAGAGCCCCUCUCUCUGCGGUCUGUCUGCCAAAGUUUAGCGCUCGUGUGGGGCUGUACAGAGCAGAUGCUGAAACAGUGAGAGAUAAGAGGCCCUGCCAGGACUAGCAGACCGCAAACAGCGAGAAGGGCGCGCACACACACACACACACACACACACACACACACACACACACACACACACACACACACACACACACACACAAAUAUUACAUUUGGUAUAACAUAUCCUUAAAUCUGACAUAUUUUGGUUUAAUACUAGUUUUUAUAUUAUGUAUUUUUAUGAUUUUUAUUCUCAUUCUCAUCAUUUCUGAUUCCAUUUAGCAUAGUUAACGCAUUUACUGUGUGGCUCUUUUAAUGUAAAUGUUUUAUGGUUUGAGGAUAUCCUGAUAUGCUAAUAUGAAAGAGUGUGGCAAUUUGUAUCGAAGGAACACAUGAUGGCGCUAUUGCCCCUUAAAGAGAUUGACUUUGAAAAGAACUGCACGACUCUAUGCAUGAGUGUGUGUGUGUGUGUGUGUGUGUGUGUGUGUGUGUGUGUGUGUGUGUGUGUGUGUGUGUGUGUGUGUGUGUGUGUGUGAAUUUCCGAAAAACAAGUGAUACAUGCAAUUAUUCUGCACAGACCAUCGGUCAUUUCUUUGGAUAUUUACUCAUCUUAAGAGGGAAACUGAAUAUUUAUGUGUCCUCUGGUGCGUAUGAUCUGCUGUUUGUUGAUUGUCUUGAAAUAUUAUUACUGUAAACUCAUUAAAAUCUGUUCAGCAAAUAUAGACGCUUUAAAUGAAUGAAUCAACACCAACAUCAUUGUGGCAUCCUUUCAUUUAAUAGCUUUUUUCUAUAGAUAAAUGUUAUAAAUAUACCUUAUCACUGAUAUAUAUAUAUAUAUAUUUUUUUUAUGUGUUGGAUUGCAUUUUGGAUUGUGGACUAUUUCACAGAGUCCAGUAAUGUAUUUUAUCUCUAAUUUAGCAGGGUCAAUCUAGCCAUCUUUAUUCUCGCAUUAAUAGGCAUUAUUUGAUAGCUAUCACUACUUUAUGUCAUAUUACAGUACACUGGCAUUAAUCUAGUAAACAAGUCAACACUGUUGCAAUGGAGUUUAUGGCAUCAAUGAAACUGGUUAUAGUGGCCCAAGGUUAUUGAAAGACUACUAAUUUAUUUUUUGACUGAUAUCUCUUCAAUUACUAGGGUGUAAAUUGUGUAAAUUUAAAGGGAUAGUGCAUCUGUCAUCAUUCAUUCACCUUCAGGUUGUUCCAAACCUGUAUGCAUUUCUUUCUUUUGCAAAACACAAAUAAAGAUAUUUUGAGUAAUUGUGU